This is a messenger RNA of Capronia epimyces CBS 606.96, 375 nucleotides long. RefSeq lists its product as uncharacterized. The record is from RefSeq and is a predicted model, not a curated record. The transcript has 2 exons. Lineage: Eukaryota; Fungi; Ascomycota; Eurotiomycetes; Chaetothyriales; Herpotrichiellaceae. Bases 1 to 375 code for a protein of 124 amino acids.
AUGGCAGACAAAGAGAACAUUCAGCCUUCUACCGAAGACAAGGAGAACGCCCAACCUCAGAAGCAAGGCGGCUCUUGGGUCUCAAAGCCCGAAGAUUUCGGCAACAACGUCGGCGGCAAAAUCGAGGACACCCUGUCUCCAGUGGGCAAAUACGCCGGCAAAGGCCUAGAGACGGUUGGCAAACCUCUUGGCGGCGUUAUUGAUCCUCUUGUCGGAGGUGUGAUGAAAUCUGGCAAAGGUUGGGGCGAACAACUUGGUGUCGGAUUUGGAAACCACGAAGGCGGACCGGCGAAGCAAGAAGAGGCGGAAGCCGCACGGAUGAAAGAACCUUUCGGCGGGAAAGAUCAGGACGCCGAGAACCCGCUUGGACUGUGA